This is a messenger RNA of Selaginella moellendorffii, 1509 nucleotides long. RefSeq names its product pentatricopeptide repeat-containing protein At4g02750-like. Bases 1 to 1509 code for a protein of 502 amino acids. Gene Ontology annotation, biological process: RNA modification. The transcript has a single exon. The record is from RefSeq and is a predicted model, not a curated record. NCBI's taxonomy places the organism in Eukaryota, Viridiplantae, Streptophyta, Lycopodiopsida, Selaginellales, Selaginellaceae. Gene Ontology annotation, molecular function: RNA binding; protein binding.
AUGAUCGAUUUUGCCGGUGUGAUUCGGGCGAUCCGGUCCAGCGAGAGCGUCGCGCAGCUCCGCGCCAUCGAUUCUUUCAUCGUGAGCAGCAAUUGCCACAGCCGGUUCGUCGCCAAUCUCCUCGUGGACAUGUAUGGGAGGCUUUCGUGCGUGGAGCAAGCCCAACUGGUGUUCGAUCGCAUCCCGGAUCCGAAUUCCUACUCGUGGAACGCGCUCAUCACCGCCUACGUGCGCAACGGGCACUUCGAUCGCGCGCGCGCGGCACUCAACAUGAUGCCGCAUCCAGACGCCGUUUCCUGGACCGCCAUGGUCAAUGGCUAUACGCUCGCGGGACACAUCGACGAGGCGAAAUCCAUCUUCGAUACCAUGUGCCACAGAGAUUGCGCGGUGUGGAACUCGAUGAUAACUGGAUUUGCCCAAGCCGGGGAUUUGCACAAAGCGAAACAGUUCUUUCAUUACAUGCCGCAGCACGAGAUUCGAUCGUGGAAUAGGCUAAUCACUGCGUUCGCGGAAAAGAAGGAAACAUCAAUAGUUCAUCAAAUUUUUCACCAAAUGGAAGAACGCGACGUGAUAUCCUGGACUGCUCUAAUUACUGCGUUUGCCAAUGUGGGGGAUUUGCUGAAAACCACCAAAACCUUUGAUCUCAUGCCACAGAGAAACGUGGUAACCUGGACAGCCAUGGUACAAGCUUGCGUAGAGGCUUUUCAACUAGAAAAGGCUCGCGAGGUGUUUAUCAAAUGCCCCGAGCGGAACGUUGUUACGUGGAAUGGCAUGGUGCAAGCAAAUGCCCAAAAGGGGCAUCUUGACACGGCUAUGUCUUUGUUCCGAAAAAUGCCUGCCUGGGACGUUUUCACCUGGAACGUAAUGAUCUCAGCACACGCCGCAAAUGCCCAUCUCGUGGAAGCGCAGAGUUUCUUCGAGAGCAUGCCUCAAAAGGACAUGGUUUCAUUGAACUGUAUGCUCGCGACUUACACGCAGCACGGCCACCUCCACCAAGCUCGAGAGUUGCUGGAUCUCAUGCCAAACCGGAACGUUGUCUCCUGGAACGCGAUGAUGACGGCCUACGCUCAAAAUGGGCACCACCAUCAAGUCGGGGAGCUCUUUCGGAGGCUAAACCUGGACGGAGUCCGGCCAAACGAGGUGACCUUCAUCAACUUGCUCGUUGGUUGCGCUCAUCUCGGGCUCCUCUCGCAGGGGCGCGACCACUUCGUGUCGAUCAAGCCCGUGUAUGGCGUUCCUCUCGUGCUGGAGCACUUUUGUUGCAUGGUGGACCUGCUGGGACGAGCUAAGUUACUGGAAGAAGCGGAGGAGCUGCUUACCUCGAUGCCGUUUAAGCCGGACGUGGCUGCGUGGACGACGCUGCUGAGCGCUUGCUGCAAGCACGGGGAUACCGAGCGAGGCGAGCGCGUCGCCCAGAGGAUAAUGGAGUUGAACGUUACGACUUCCGGGCCGUAUAUGCUCGUGUCACACGUCUGCCGAGAAGAUCCUGCUUUAGAUGAAUAUGAGUAG